This is a messenger RNA of Chionomys nivalis (European snow vole), 1251 nucleotides long. It is a transcript of the gene Hcrtr1, whose product is annotated as hypocretin receptor 1. Gene Ontology annotation, molecular function: orexin receptor activity. The transcript is spliced from 7 exons. Gene Ontology annotation, cellular component: membrane. NCBI's taxonomy places the organism in Eukaryota, Metazoa, Chordata, Mammalia, Rodentia, Cricetidae. The coding region runs from base 1 to 1251 and encodes 416 amino acids. Gene Ontology annotation, biological process: feeding behavior; G protein-coupled receptor signaling pathway. The record is from RefSeq and is a predicted model, not a curated record.
AUGGACCCCUCGGCCACUCCCGGGGUCCUGCCCGGAGUCCCCACUGGCAGCAGGGAACCCUUCCACCUCCCUCCAGACUACGAGGAUGAGUUCCUCCACUACCUGUGGCGCGAUUAUCUCUACCCGAAGCAGUAUGAGUGGGUUCUCAUCGCGGCCUACGUGGCUGUGUUCCUCAUAGCCUUGGUGGGCAACACACUGGUCUGCCUGGCUGUGUGGCGGAACCACCACAUGAGGACAGUCACCAACUACUUCAUUGUCAACCUGUCGCUGGCAGAUGUGCUGGUGACUGCCAUCUGCCUGCCUGCCAGCCUGUUAGUGGACAUCACAGAAUCGUGGCUCUUUGGCCAUGCCUUGUGCAAGGUCAUUCCCUACCUACAGGCCGUGUCCGUGUCGGUGGCAGUGCUGACUCUCAGCUUCAUCGCCCUGGACCGCUGGUAUGCCAUCUGCCACCCGUUGAUGUUCAAGAGUACAGCUCGCCGGGCCCGUGGCUCCAUUCUGGGCAUCUGGGCUGUGUCGCUGGCUGUCAUGGUGCCCCAGGCUGCUGUCAUGGAGUGCAGCAGUGUGCUGCCCGAGCUAGCCAACCGCACCCGGCUCUUCUCUGUCUGUGAUGAACACUGGGCAGAUGAACUUUACCCCAAGAUCUACCACAGCUGCUUCUUCAUUGUCACCUACCUGGCCCCGCUGGGCCUCAUGGCGAUGGCCUACUUCCAGAUCUUCCGCAAGCUCUGGGGCCGCCAGAUCCCUGGAACCACAUCAGCCUUGGUGCGGAACUGGAAGCGGCCCUCAGAGCAACUGGAAGCUCAGCACCAGGGACUGUGCACAGAGCCCCAACCCCGGGCCCGAGCCUUCCUGGCUGAGGUGAAGCAGAUGCGAGCUCGGAGGAAGACAGCUAAGAUGCUAAUGGUGGUUCUGCUGGUCUUUGCACUCUGCUAUCUGCCCAUCAGUGUCCUCAAUGUCCUGAAGAGAGUGUUCGGGAUGUUCCGCCAAGCCAGCGACCGGGAAGCUGUCUAUGCCUGCUUUACCUUCUCCCACUGGCUGGUGUAUGCCAACAGUGCCGCCAACCCCAUCAUUUAUAACUUCCUCAGUGGCAAAUUUCGGGAGCAGUUUAAGGCCGCCUUCUCCUGCUGCCUGCCUGGGCUGGGUCCCCGCUCCUCUGCCAGACACAAGUCUGUGUCCUUGCAGAGCCGGUGUUCUGUCUCCAAAGUCUCUGAGCAUGUCGUGCUGACCAGCGUCACCACAGUGCUGUCCUAA